AUGCGUUCCGUCCACGUUCCUACAUCCUCGGGCCUCUCGGGGCCACCGGCAAGUCAGAAUGGCAACGCAGCGCAGCCACGAACGCACUCGACGAACACUCAGCACCUGCAGCAGCGGCCACAAUCGCUGACGCCGACCCGCGGCGGCGGCGGCGAAGCCAACGGUUCGUCGAUGGCGAUGCAAACGCUCGUCCUGACCGUCAACAAGGAUGCGACCGGCUACGGGAUGAAGGUGUCCGGCGACAAGCCCGUGUUUGUCGAGAGCGUCAAACCGGGCGGGGCGGCCAGACGGGCGGGCCUCAUGCCCGACGACAUGAUCCUGAAGGUCAAUGGAACGUCAGUGCGAGCGUUAACCCACAUAAACGUCGUGGACCUGAUCAAAGCAUCGGACGUCGUUGAACUGACCGUACAGCGAGGCAGCAACAGAAUGCAGCGUCCGUCGCCGUCGACCAACUCCAUCGCGCCGAUGACGCCCGUGGCGCAGCGCAACAGCAUCACCGCUCCACAGCCCGUUGACUUCGCCAAGCAACGGGAGAUGGAAGUGCACAAGAUCAACACGCUGCGGCUGAUGCUGGACCAGGAGAAGAAGAACCUCGAGAACCUGAGCGCCAGCAGCAAACAGCGCACGCCGGGGGAAAGUGCCCGCGCCGAGGCCACGAUCCAGAAGCUCCAGAAGGAACUGCACCAGAUGUGCGGCGAGACCGGCGCGUACCCGCUGUUCAACGCAUCGGCCACCUCGCCCUCGCUGUUCCCGCAACCGCAGGCCCCGCACAGUGGCUCCAUCACGCCCGCGUUCCUGUCGCGCUUUCCCCGCUCGCUGUCCUCGCUGAGCCUAGGCACGAAGAAGAAGUCCAGCGACGCCAAAGAGAUCAGCUCGCCGAACGCCGCCACCGCCGCCGGCUACCACCACCUCGGUUCGCCCGAAUGCCUCAGCCCGACGGCCGGAGGCGGCGAGAACGUGGGCCCCUUCGGUGGCCUCAUGUCGCCGGCCUCGCCGAUCCCGCCGGGCAGCGCCGGCGGCGGCGGAGGUGGAACGCCGACCAAGGGCAAGAAGUACAGCGCCAGCAGCGCGGCCGACCACCAUCACCUGCAGCAUCACCUUCACCAUCACCACCAACCGCCACCACCGCACCUGGGGCGAAGUGGUGGCCACGGAGGCGGGGGGGCCAACAAGCACUCCGGUGGGCUGGCCUCCGCCGACAUUCCGCCACCGCUGCCCCAGCGGAACAACAUUCCCAAGAAAGCGGAAGACACGGUCGACACGAUGAUGGUCGGGUCGCGCCGCAACAUUCUCGUGUCCGAUCUGGACCACCUGGUGCUCUCGUCCCCGUCCCCGGCUCCUCCCGGUGGCGACAAGCUCACCAAUUCGGCCACUACCACCACACCGCCGGCAUCGUCUGGAGGCGGUUCCAAAGGCAAAUCUUCGCGUAGCAAAAAGAAGGGCAACAACGCCACCGCCAGUAGUGGUGGUGGCGGUGGCAGCAACAACAAUCACUCGAGUAGCGGUGCCGGCAACAACAACGCGGCUACCAGCAACAACAACAACAACAACAGUUUCCCAGGCGAAUCACCGACUUCUUCGCCGUGCGAUGCAGCGACCGGUGGAGGCGGCGGCACCACAAUGUACCUAGCUGCGGACCAACAGCAGCAGCGGUUUGCUGGUGGCGGCUCCGGAUCGGAGUUGCAGGCGGAACCGCCACCUCUGCCCCCGCGCCAGCCCGGAAUGAUGGAAAGUGGAGCGGCGGCGAUCCAAAGCCAGACGCUGAUCCUGAACAGUGACGGUAGCGCUGCGCCACAGUUUGCCAGCAACAACAACAACGGAACCGCAACCAUCAGCAGCAGCAACACCACCGCUGCCAACAACAACAACAACGGCGCCGGGGGCCAGAUUAGUAACAAUAACGGUGGCGGUGCACGGGGGGCAGAGAUGCGCCCGCCGCCGAACAGCAUUAACACGCUGAUGAACUACCCGCUCAUCACGACCUGCACCUCGGUCCGCGACAAUAUGGCGGCCGCCUUUCCGCUCUCCUACCGCCCGAACAUUGUGCACCAGAUGCAGCAGCAUCAGCAGACGACCGCACUAAAUCAAUCGGCAGCGGCGGCGGCGGCCGCAGCAGCAGCGGCCGGUGUGAAUCAGUCGAUCAGCAAAAAGCAUCGCCGUAUCGUGUCUUCGCCGGAGAACAUUGGAUCGAAGGACUUUGGCGCCGCGGGAGACCACCAGGCGUCGUCGCCGUACUCGCACCACAAGACGCCGUCCGAUUCGUGGGACAAACGGUCCGAAGUGACGCCGCCAGGAACGCCACCACCGCCGUAUCUGAGCACCUCAAUGACCGGCGGCGGACCACACCAUCACCAUCAUCACGGCGGUGCCGGCCACCUGCAGCAUCUCCACGAGCACACCACUGCCGGUGAUCUGGCGAUCGCGAACCCUCUCACCAGCAAUCACAGCAACAAUGGCAGUAGCAAUAACCACCACAACCACAGCAACAACGCCAACAAUCACAUGUCAUCGUACCACCAUCAUCACCGGCAGCACCAUCAUGCGCCGCCGGUCCACCAUCAGCAGCACGGUCAGUCUCCUCCGGUCGGUGGCGGUGCGAAUGUGACGCCCGGCGGCGGCGGCGGCGGUCCACUGCCCAGCAACAUUGUGGCCGCCCAGGCCAACGUGGCCCAGAAGCCGAUCAUCUCGAUGGAGGACGACGACAUCUCCGACCAGGAGAGCUUCAUCGAGGAGAACAGCCCGUUCCGGUCGCUCACGCAGCUGCUGGAGGCCGAAAAGUCCGUCUACCUGGCGGUGUUUCUGAACUUUGUGCUCACCAACUCCGACCCGUCCGCGCUGCUGUUCUACCUCAUCACGACGCUCUACAAGGAGGGCAGCAUCAAGGAUAUGCGCAAGUGGGCGUACGAGAUUCACUCGACAUUCCUGGUGCCGGGGGCACCGCUGCUGUGCGCCAACGUGGACGAGGCGCUGGCCCGCGAAAUCGACGACGUGCUGCAGAAGGAGAACGAUAAGGUGGAGAUCCUGCGCAAGGUGUUCUGGCGCAGCCGGCUGAAGGCGAAGGAGAGCAUCACGCAGCAGUUGCAGCAGUUUCAAACGAAGCGUACCGCGGGUCUGGGCACAAUGUACGGCCCGAACGAUCAGCAACUGCAGAUGGCCAAGGGCGACAAGGUGAAGGAGCAGCGCAUCGUGGAAGAAACGCUCCUGCCCAAGUUGCAGCAGUAUCUCGACGACGUCGAACGAGAGUCACCGAAGGAGGACGCGAAACGGUCGGCCCUCUGUUCCGCCCUGUCGACCGUGCUGCAGAGGUUCUUCGUGACGCGCUCCAACCCGGGCAGCCCGAUCGACAAGGUGCACCACUUUGUGAGCCGCGAAAAGAGCUUCAAGAGCCGGCUGAUGGCGAACAAGAACCGCAAGCAAACCGUUCUCGGCCACUACCUGCACCUGCAGCCGUACUACGAGGUGACGCGCUGCAACCACUGUCAGAACAUCCUGUGGGGUGUCAGCCCGCAGGGUUACCACUGCAACAACUGCGAACUAAACAUCCAUCGGGCGUGUGCAAAGGAACUGAACGAGUGCUGUCCGGGGCCGGCCACUCAGAAAAACGAUAGCAAAAUCACUAAACUCAUGGAGAAAAUCUCAAGCCGCAAUCACCAUCAAGAUAAGUCCCGGCGUCACGAUGAUGAUGCAGCAGCGGACGAGUCAACCGUUGGAGAACGUGGCGCAAACAUAUCAUUGGCUCGCCAGCCGUCGGAUCGGCGGCAGGAUUCGAGCGGACACCUCGGCAACACUAGCGGCACGGCCGACCAUCUCAGCACCUCCACCUCCGAUGCCUACGGUUACAAGCAGGUCGCCGACGACGAUCAGUUCCGCGAGAACGUAAAAUCGAAAUCGGCCCCUGUGUCCGUUAACCGAUCGGAGUCGUACAAGGAGCGUUCGCAGAAGAAAACCCGAACCACGCGGAGGAAAACGUCCGAUCCGAGCCUAACGAAAACGGCUGACGAACAGAAUGAAGCGUCCUCGUUGGCCAACAACAACUAUUCCAGCAGUUCCACAUCUAGUCUUCCAUUGGCCUUGGACAGCCGGUCGACCUCGCUGGAGGCGGUCGGUGGUAGCGGCGGCGGUGCAACGACAGCGGCUUCCUCGGCUGGUCCAGCGGGAGCCGCCAGCGGUGCACUCCCAACGCAUUCGCCCGGGGCCACCGGCCUGCUGUCGGCUCCGUCGGCGGGUACUGGCGCGGGCAGCGCCAUUGGAACGGCCGGGAGCGCCGGAACCACCGUUCCGACGGCCCGCGAGUGGAUCGACAGCGAGGACGAGGGCACGGCCGAACCGGAGGCGGACUGGAGCUCGAACAUACCGCCGGAAAUACUCUCCUCGAUCAGUGAUCUCGAAAAGAAGCGCCAGGAGGUGAUCAAUGAAAUAUACCAAACCGAGCGGAACCACGUGCGCACGCUGAGGCUACUGGAGGGAAUCUUCAUGCGGCCGCUCCAAGAGUCCGGCGCGCUUCCGCACGAACUGCUGAACCUGCUGUUUCCCCACUCGCUGAUCCACCUGAAGGAUCUGCACGGUGCGUUCGAGUUCAAGCUCAAACAGCGGCGCAGCGAGCACGUGAAUGUGGUGCGCGAGAUCGGCGAUCUGCUGCUCUCGAUGUUUGACGGUCACAGUGGCGAGGAGCUGCGCGAACACGCGGCCCACUUCUGUGCCCGCCAGCAGAUUGCGCUCGAGGCGCUCAAGGAGCGGCGGAAAAAGGACGAACACUUGCAGCGUUUGCUGAUCAAAGCGGAAUCGCACAAGGCGUGCCGUCGGUUGCAGCUCAAGGACCUACUGCCGACGGCGCUGCAGCGGCUCACGAAGUACCCGCUACUGUUCGACAACCUGUACAACUUUACCGUGCGCAGUGCGCCGAAGAACGAGGGCGAGGCGCACGCCAUCCGGAAGUCGCUCGUCUCGGCCAAACGGAUCCUCGAUCACGUCAAUCAGGCGGUGCGCACCGAGGAGGAUAUGCAUAAGUUAUUAACAAUCCAACGGAAGCUCGAUAAGAGCGGGCUGGAUAAGGACGCUUCUAGUGAAUUUAGGAAUAUUGAUCUUACCGUACGCAAGCUCGUCCACGAUGGGACGCUAACGAUGAAGAAGAAUCCCGGCGUACAGCUGCACGGACUGUUGUUUGAAGAUAUCAUGGUGUUGCUCCAGAAGCAGGACGACAAAUAUCUUCUCAAGUAUCACUCUAGUCCCGGUCUCGGUGGAAGCGAAAGCAAGUACGCCGAGGGCCGCUUCAAUCCGAUCACCAAAAUCAAUCUCAUUCUGGUGCGACAGAGCGCGGUCGAUAAGAACACGUUCUUCCUGAUCAACACGAACGUGUCGCAGAUGCUGGAACUGACCGCACCGAGCAGUACCGAGUGCAAAACGUGGUUCAAACACAUCUCGGAAGCUGCCGAUGCGUACAAAGCACGUACCAAAGGAACGCACGGCGAGUAUGGCGACGACGGCCCGGGAGGGGCCGGCCACCCGCCAAAGGACAGCUUCGAAACGGUGACCGAGACGCAAAAGAUCGAGCAAACGUCGACGCCGAUCGAGCGGCUCGAGCGCAAGGAUACGCAGUGCCGGGCCGUGAGCAGUAACGCCGGCCACCAUCACCAUCACCACCACCAGCCGGCGUCACCUGUGGGCCACCACGGCACCACCACCGCGGUCGGUCACACGUCCCCGUCCCUCGGCGGUGGUGGCCCCGGCGGUGGGAAUCGUACCUCGUCCACGGACGAUGAACCGCAACCAGCCGGCGGCGCUGGUGGUAAGGUGCGCUCGGGCGGGGCCAACGAGGCGGACGACAAUCUCGAGAACGAGGAGAAGGAAAAGUUCAAACGCCGACAGCAUGGUGGAUCGCAGGAGUGUAACGGCGGAAGCCGAUCCCCGUCGUCCGCGUCGUCCGCCUCGGCGUCGGCAUCGGAUUGUGACGAUGGUGAGGGCGAGCAGCGGAAACACGGCGGUGACAGCAGCGAGCGGCGUCGGCGACGCGGUGCCGGCGACCGGCGGGGAAGCAACAACACGCGAACGCUCACGCAACAGUGUUCGCUGGUGGCCCCGAGUGAAAUCCACGUCAGCGUUAGCGCCACGCUGACCGCCGAACCGAUCCUGACACCCGCCGAGCAACUGCGGCGGUACGAUCAGCUGAUACAGAAGACGCUCGCCAGUAAGCAGCGCGUCGUGUGCGGCAUGUUCAAAGUGCCAGACGAGCAUUUCCAGGCGAUCGCGGACAUCGCGGCCCAACCGGAAGCACCGAAGGAACCGACCGAUAUCGUGCUGGCCGCGUUUGCGUACGGCCAGUCGCUGCUGGAGAUCCUGAACGAGCACACGCACGUGACGGACUGCCAGCAGAUCAGUGCCGUGUCGAGCUCGGCUGCGCUCUGCGAUGAGUGCGUCGGCCGCGGCAAGAACAUUCCUCCUCCUCCUCCGUCGAGUGCCACCAAAGAAACGCCGAUCGAGCCGACCGUACCCACGAUAGCUAGCGGCACCAUCGUCGAUGGACCUGCAGCGGCAGUAUUACCGGCGACAGCCGGCAGCAGCACCGGUGGUCCCGUCCCGCCGAUCGCCACGGUGGUGUUGGAUCAAACCGUAAACAUAACGGAGGACGAGGACGGUUACUGUGAGAUCGAUGAAGUGAGAGCCGCCGCCGUACUGAUGGCGGAGAACGAGAAAGCCAGAAAGCUGACGGAAGCAUCCCAACUCGCUGCUGCGGCGGCUGCGGCCGCGGCUGCUGCGGCAGCUCCGAAUGCCGUCGAUGCCACCCUAGACGACGGAGGAACGAUGACGGCCGGUGGACGUGCAAAGUGUCCCAUAGAUUCGCACAUAGAAAUCAACGACAAUUACGACUCGACACUGAGUCCCUCCAUGACCCCAAAAUACUCCGGCGCCCUGGGACCGGAACUGUGCGGCAAAAAUCGCCUGCUGCACGCCACGUCCCUCGCCCCGACCGUACCGUGCCAUCUGAUUGCGAACUACGUCACUGGGCUGAACGCGCAGAUUUCACAGCUUCUGCACAAGAUCAGCGAAAAGGACAUGGAGCGUGAGCAGCUGCGAAGGGAGAAUCAACACCUGCGGGAACUGCUGAAUGCAAUGCAUCAGGAGCGAGUGUUAGAAUCACAGGAAACCACUCAAGAUCAGCCACAGCCCGAACAGGGUGACGAUCCAGCGGCACCACCACCACCGCCACCAGCAGCAUCUUCCGCCGCAAUCAGUUCCGAGGGAUCCACUACCCAACAGCAGCAACCAAAACCGGCAGAGGAACCGACGGAACAUGCAUAAAAACGUGCGCUUCCGGCAAUCGGCUGCAACCGCCAGGAGGACGGUCGUAGAAAGCUAGCGAAAGCCACUAGAAAUAUCAAACGCCAGAAAGCAUUCGCUACUUAUGCGCCACCGUUCGGGGUAUUAUGGUGUGUAAAGCGAAGAGAGAACGAGAGAGCCGUGUCCGGGGGGGUGUGUGCACGCGGCUCUCUGACGGUCGAUUGUGAAUCAACGUAAAAUGCCUUAAGAGUAGUAGAGGGAGUCGCCUAGAGUCCUAGAUUAGAGGGAAGAGCCACCUUUUGCCCUGCUCUCUCGCUGUGUGUGUGCGCGCGCCCGAUAAAAACAAGGAAGGCAUAGUUCGAAGGCAUUAUGCCCUUUUCUGUUUCGCUUCCCGAUUCCGAUUGUACCGCCCGUGGUUUUCGAGUUUCGGCCCGAAAGGAGUUAGGGCUAGGGCUUACACUCUGCUGCUGAACGACUAAAGCAACAGCGAAAAAAUUGUUCCUUCACGCACACGCCACUCAUUUUAUUACACACUCCUUUCUUUCCUCCUUUUGUGUAAAGUAUAUGCGCGCCUGCGCAACCAACCACACGCUGUUAGGGGGAACCGGCCGCGCUCUGUUGUAAUUGAUCCGUUUCUGUUCCCGAGGUUAACGUGUGGGCGCGCGCCUUUCGUCUUUCCCUUUUCGUCUCGUCCGCAUGGUUAUUACAUAGGGAGUACGUUUAUUUUAUUAUCAUUAUUAUUGUUAAAAGUAAUCUUAUUAUCUUUAGUAAUAUUAUGCAGAAAAGAUGAUGAUUAUUAUUACGUUUACUAUUACUGUGACCGUGUUGGGGCGUGUGUUUGUUAGCAUGAUGCAUGAGCGCUGCAUGUUCGGCGGCGCCUCCACCGGCACCACCGGCUUUGGCGUGACGUGAUGGCGCGUGAGCUUCUUCCGUGGCUUCCGGCGCCACCAAAAACAACAAAAAAGCAUAAGGGUGUGGAAAUUUAGUAGAAAACAAAAUAAAAAUGCAAAACAAAGUUCUGAAACCGCUCUGAACGCUUUUGUAACGAAGCAAAACUGAAGGGAAAAUGUGUCACCCGAGCGGAGAGCGCACAACACAGCACGGCACAUGCUCUAAGCCUAGAACAUGCUAAAUUAUUUAUUGUACAUUGUUCCAUUUUUUUCUGUUUUUCUUCUUUUCCGGGCGCUCUAGCGUAUGUAUUGUAUAAAGCAAAUAUAUAUCCAAGCGAUAGGACAGUCUAUCUCUCCCUAACUCUCUCUCUCUGCUCUACUGUUAUUACUACUGCGCUAGUUUCAUAACCAAACAGUGUGUAGAGAGAGAGAAUGAGAGAGGGAAAGACAGUUUCCAGGACAGUAAAAAGCAAGAAAGCGGUAAAAUAAGGCAAACCGAGUUACUCUUCCAAAGGCCCGAUAAUCACAGCAAAUGAACCACACAGCGUUAGCUACAUGGAAAUUGAUAAGAAAAAAUAGAAGAGGAACGAUGAAACAAAUUGCAAAUAUAAACCCAAAACCCACUGUGUACAAAACUAUCACACCACCAUCACUUACUUCCCUUCCCCGGAACGUUGCUUCUAAUCAAUAAAUAUGCCGAAUGUGUCCUCUCCUAAUUGCGUCAGAAUGG
Anopheles cruzii is the source of this 8895-nucleotide messenger RNA. RefSeq lists its product as uncharacterized. Gene Ontology annotation, molecular function: G protein-coupled receptor binding; guanyl-nucleotide exchange factor activity. Gene Ontology annotation, biological process: G protein-coupled receptor signaling pathway. Gene Ontology annotation, cellular component: cytoplasm. Lineage: Eukaryota; Metazoa; Arthropoda; Insecta; Diptera; Culicidae. The record is from RefSeq and is a predicted model, not a curated record. The coding region runs from base 1 to 7296 and encodes 2431 amino acids. The transcript is spliced from 24 exons.